GUUUUUAUAAAACACAAAUAAAACCACUGCCUAUGUCCAAACAUAGGAGUAUUUUUUUACUCACUUUCUGUCUUUUCCACGACAUUAACGUUCUCUUCGCGUCCACUUUUAAUGACGUCAUGACGGAGCUUCCCGCGACUUUUGAGACAACCAAUAGCGAGCCUCCUUCCCGAGACGCGGUUCAUGUCACUUUGCAGUCAUGGACGUCGAGAUGAUGGAGGUUCCCACCGAGAAAACAGCCACAGAAGGCGGACUCAAGCCGAGUCCGGAGGCCGGGGAGAGCUCCGGCACCAAGGGCUCCGGUUCCUACGAGCUUCCCUGGGUGGAGAAGUACAGGCCGCUGAAGCUGAACGAGAUUGUGGGCAACGAAGACACUGUUAGCCGCCUGGAGGUGUUUGCCAGGGAGGGAAACGUCCCAAAUAUCAUCAUAGCAGGUCCCCCCGGAACCGGAAAGACCACCAGCAUCCUAUGUUUGGCUCGAGCGCUGCUGGGGGCUUCCAUGAAGGACGCCGUGCUGGAGCUCAACGCCUCAAACGAGAGAGGAAUCGACGUGGUGAGGAACAAGAUCAAGAUGUUUGCUCAGCAGAAAGUCACGCUGCCCAAAGGGCGACACAAGGUCAUCAUCCUGGAUGAAGCAGACAGCAUGACGGACGGAGCUCAGCAGGCGCUCCGGAGGAUCAUGGAAAUCUACUCCAAGACGACCCGCUUCGCCCUGGCCUGCAACGCCUCGGACAAGAUCAUCGAGCCCAUCCAGUCGCGCUGUGCCGUGCUGCGCUACUCCAAGCUGACGGACGGCCAGAUCCUGGCCCGGCUGCAGGACGUGGUGGAGAAGGAGCGUCUGUCCGUGUCGGACGACGGCCUGGAGGCCAUCAUCUUCACGGCGCAGGGGGACAUGCGACAGGCUCUCAACAACUUGCAGUCCACCAACUCGGGCUUCGGCUACGUCAACAGCGAGAACGUGUUCAAGGUGUGCGACGAGCCGCACCCGCUGCUGGUGAAAGGCAUGCUGGGACACUGCGUGGACGGCAACGUGGACGAGGCGUACCGGGUGGUGGAGCAGCUGUGGGCGCUGGGCUACUCGCCGGUGGACAUCAUCGGGAACAUCUUCAGGGUGUGCAAGACCUUCCAGAUGGCCGAGUACCUCAAGCUGGAGUUCAUCAAGGAGAUCGGGUACACGCACAUGCGCAUCACGGAAGGCGUAAACUCGCUACUGCAGAUGGCGGGACUGGUGGCUCGACUCUGCAGUAAGACCACGCCCCCUGCGGCCUGCUGACCUCACUCCAGAAUUGGAAAUAGAAUGAACAGAAGGUACCCAAGAAGAUUAACUUACACUCUGCCUCCACUUUUCUCUGCUUGACACACAUUUUGGGGCAAUGAGUGCACGAUGAGGCAUGAAAUGCAGAGAAUAAUUUUGCCACUCCGCCCUGAGAUGGGUAGGUUGUGAGUUCAACCCCCGGCCGAGUCAUACCAAAGACUAUAAAAAUGGGAGCCAUUACCUCCCUGCUUGGCACUCCGCAUCAAGGGUUGGAAUUGGGACUUAAAUCGCCAAAAAUGAUUACCGGGCACGGCCACUGCUGCUGCUCACUGCUCCCCUCACCUCCCAGGGGGGACAAUCAUUGGUACUUAACUUAACUAAUGUAGAGGAUGUCAUUGUAUGUUUCAUUUAUGUUGAGGGGGAGGAGCCGUGUGUAGCUUGCUUGGCCCCGCCUACAAGUUUGCUAUUAUGACACCCAGUGGACUUAUUUGGAACAGCAUGUUGGCCGUAUGUUUGACACCCCUGCUUUAAGCGUUUACUUUGCAAAAACAACCUGAACUAGCAGAGAACUUGACCCCGACUCCCAAUAAAAAAGGUUCCCAAGUCCAGACAGCCCUUAAAUGUAAUCACUUCUUCCUGGUCUUUUUUUCUGCAAAGUAAAUGAACAUCAACCCAUAACUUUGACUUAUUACGGUGGAAUCAGUCAUAGAUUGUCUUUGUCUCUGUGAGUGGAGGCGGGGCCGCCAGCACGCUCACACAAAUUUAAAAACGUAAGGCAACAGAAUUAGAUCAGUUAUUCCUCAUUCACUUUGGACAAAGUUCCCUGAUAA
Entelurus aequoreus (snake pipefish) is the source of this 2085-nucleotide messenger RNA. RefSeq names its product replication factor C (activator 1) 2 (gene rfc2). Gene Ontology annotation, cellular component: nucleus; DNA replication factor C complex. The coding region runs from base 200 to 1273 and encodes 357 amino acids. Gene Ontology annotation, molecular function: ATP hydrolysis activity; DNA binding; ATP binding. The record is from RefSeq and is a predicted model, not a curated record. The transcript has 7 exons. Gene Ontology annotation, biological process: DNA-templated DNA replication; DNA repair. Lineage: Eukaryota; Metazoa; Chordata; Actinopteri; Syngnathiformes; Syngnathidae.